This is a messenger RNA of Umbelopsis ramanniana AG, 994 nucleotides long. RefSeq lists its product as uncharacterized. The transcript has a single exon. Gene Ontology annotation, molecular function: pyridoxal phosphate binding. NCBI's taxonomy places the organism in Eukaryota, Fungi, Mucoromycota, Umbelopsidomycetes, Umbelopsidales, Umbelopsidaceae. Gene Ontology annotation, cellular component: intracellular anatomical structure. The record is from RefSeq and is a predicted model, not a curated record. Bases 66 to 779 code for a protein of 237 amino acids.
UGCUUAGAUUGCUCCCACCUGUGCGUACUCUAAAACAAUUCCAAUUCCGUGCCGCAAGAUCCCUAAUGACCGAUAACCACGCACACAUUGUGGAGAACAUUCGCACUGUUCGCAAGAACAUGGACGCAGUUUUGCAAGGACGACAAAAUGCUACCCUUGUCGCUGUCAGUAAAUACAAGCCUGCUGACGAUAUCAAGGCAGCUUACGAAGGAGCCGACCAGAAACAUUUUGGCGAGAAUUAUGUUCAAGAACUAGUAGAGAAGAGUGAAAUAUUACCCCGCGAUAUUGCAUGGCACUUUAUCGGCAACCUGCAAAGCAACAAAUGUAAAGUCGUCGCCGCCAUUCCCAACCUUUAUGCUGUGGAGACUAUCGAAAGCAGCAAGAAAGCCGAUAGUCUUAACAAGGCUUGCAUUCAGGUGUCAAGAGAAUCCAAAAUCAAUGUGUUUGUUCAAAUCAAUACCAGUGGCGAGGAGAGUAAGAGUGGAGCAGAACCAUCAGCAUGUGUGGAAAUCGCCAAGCACAUUGUUGAUAACUGCCCGCAACUGAACUUGCUAGGAUUGAUGACCAUCGGUGCGCCAGAUAGAGACGGCUCUGAAGGCGAGAAUCCAGAUUUCGUCUGUUUGCGAGAAUGUAAGAGCAAGGUAGAACAGGCUAUUCCUGGAUUGUCACUAGAACUCAGCAUGGGUAUGUCUGCUGAUUACCAAGAAGCUCUUGCUGCUGGGUCUACUAAUAUUCGAGUUGGUAGCACCAUCUUUGGAUCUCGUCCUCCUAAGCAGUAAAAAAUAAAAGCAUAUUACAGUAUAAUAUUCAUUCUACUCAACUCAACUGUUCAAUUUUUGAAACACCACAUAAAGGCUCAUAGAAAUAGGAUUACUUUGAUUUGCCAGUCCUAGCUUUGCGAUAGCACAGCUAAUCCUGACAUGCAUAGGCUGCUUCAUGACUAGCAUUUGCUACACUAUAGCAUUCUCUCUCAUAUACGCAGAGCUUAGUCCAG